CUCACUUCCAACCCUAAAUCGCCAGAUCCAGGAAAAAAUCCCCUUUUCCGCCGGCGGCGCCGUCGCCGGAGGCUCGAGCUCCUCCUCCGUCAAAGCCAAGCAAGCUCCGCUCUCGCGCGUCCCCUCCCCCUUGCGCCUUCCUCCCUGCGUCUCCGCGUCGCUCACCCACCCAGCCCGCCACCCACUCUUCCCCGUCGUACGCGUCGAAUCUGUGUCGCCGCGAGGACGCCACAUCACGAAGCGCACCGGCCACCGCCACGGCGCUGCUCAUCUGCUCGUCGUUGUAGGCCUAGCUGAACCCGCAGCUGCACACGAAGCAUGGAAGCGCACCGUGAGGUUGGGGGCAGCAGCAAUGGCAAUGGCAGGGACGUCGCCGGUGGCUCUGGCAUGACCGCCGGGCAUGAAGCGUCACAGUCCGCACCUACACCUGGACCAGGGUAUAUUUUCACUGGAAAUAUUACUAAUCCCUGGAGUCAUGCUGCACAUUAUGGAAGGCAAGGAUUUUCAUGCCACUAUUGUGGUCUGAAGAGGCAGGGUGGAGGCUCAACCCGCCUAAAGGAACAUCUUGGUGGGCUGGGAGGAUCAGUGGUUGAAUGCUAUAAUGUGCCCUCCGAGGUACAAGCUGCAAUGAGGAAGAAUCGGCUGGUUUACAAACAGAAAAAGUCAAAGGUACAAGCCCGCAAACUCAGAUUGGAACUUGAGCUUCUAGAGGAAAUGGGUGGAAGUCCAGUAAUUGAUCUUGAUCCUGCUAGUGAUGAAGAGGACCGUGUAAGGUUGGAAAGGGAGAAAGCACUAAGGGGUAUUAAGCUUCGAAAUGCAGUUGAUAGUAUGGGUAGCAUGGGUAGUAGAUUUGAGGUCGGGUCUGGGAGUGGCAGCGCCAAUGUCGAGUCUAGUCCUACGACUCCUGCCAAUGGAAAGAUAACCCAAUAUCUUCAGCGUAAGAGCUCUCUUAGUCCUGCAGAUGGUGGUAACAAGACUCCUGCUAGUGGACGCCAGCCAAGGAUUGACUUCUCAAAUCAAAAGCUAAAUGCAGCAAAACUUGGUCAAGCUUGGGCCAAAUGGUUCCAUGCUAAUGAUAUUCCUGGACGGAAAAUCAAUUGUCCUCUAUUUCGAGCAGCGUUGAAGUUUCAAGUCUUGUGAGGAGGAAUAGGGUGAAGAAAGGUAAGUUGGUUGUUCUGGAUGAAGAGGGGGAAGCUUCGGAAAGUGAAGAUGAUCAGGAAGAAGACAAAGAAAGUGGUGAUGAAGAAGAUUUUGAUGAUGAAGAGGAGGAGGAAAUAGGUGGGGUGCCUUCACAUGAAAGAAGCACUCAAGCGGUUGAACCAGGACAAGAGGCUGAGCUGGUAAGGGUGGCCGAAGAAGCGAGUGAGACUCGGAAGUCAAAACGACCAUCUGGGAAGAAGA
Molecule: messenger RNA, 1401 nt
Organism: Triticum dicoccoides
Lineage: Eukaryota; Viridiplantae; Streptophyta; Magnoliopsida; Poales; Poaceae
Exons: 2
Coding region: 319-1140 (273 amino acids)
Source: RefSeq, a predicted model, not a curated record